UGUCCCACCGCUCCGGGGAGGCGGGCCGAGGGUCGCGGCUCGGAGCCGGGGGGGAGGCGAUGGCGGCGGAGGCCGCCGACCCGCGGAGAGCCGGAGAGCUGCCGCAGCUGGCGGAAAAUCUGCUGUGUCGGCUGCAGGAGAAUUUUCAGGCUCUGACGGAAAAGUUAACGCUGAGAAUGGAAGAAAUGGGUGAGCGCAUCAAUGACCUCGAGAAGCGUGUUGCUGACCUGAUGACAGAGGCUGGGAUAGAAGAGAACACUGAUGAAGACUUGAGAUCCAGCUGAGAAGGGGAGCGAUAGAGUGGGCACCUGGCAUCCAGCCAAGGGCAACCCACCACAACUGUAAACCAGAUUAACUCCAGUAGGAAUUGGGACCCUUGUGUUUUACUUCUGUGACUCAGUCUAAAUCCUGUAAAAUACGCUUGACGGUAAAAAAGCAUAUUCUGCUUUGUCUUGUGACAAACUGGACCAAAAAGUACAGGUAUCUCAUUUCUGCGUAGGCUGGUUUGUUUUUUAAUUAAUCCUGUAAAUAUGCAUGUAUCAUGUUAAAAAACAACCUCCCACAGAACGUCAACUCCAGAUGUUGGCAGAAAUACAGAUAGAAAUUUCAAGAGUCAUGCCACAGUGGAAUCCAGUCCAAGUCUCCCGAGUAUGUAUGCAUUUUAGUAUACCAUUAGACAAACUGGAGAUCAAGUGACAGAAAGCAUGGCUCGUGGUUUCUUCAACUGGUGGCUGCGCAGCCAGCUCCAGAACAGCAAUUAUGCUUUGGCUCUGUAGAAUCUACUGAGUACUUUAAACUGCCUCCUGUGUGCACAACCACCAUGGAAAAGGAGUCCGUCACCACAAGUCAAUUAAGCUGAUGGGGAGAGGGUUGUGUGCAAAGUCAUGGAAGAUGUUUUCUCUGAGUUUUGUCAAAUAUUAAUUAUCUGAUCUUUGCUAAAUAUUAAUUAACGCACCUUAGAGUUUUAUUCCCAUUUUUAGUGGAAACAUAUUCU
This is a messenger RNA of Corapipo altera (White-ruffed manakin), 994 nucleotides long. It is a transcript of the gene HSBP1L1, whose product is annotated as heat shock factor binding protein 1 like 1. Gene Ontology annotation, cellular component: cytosol; nucleus. Gene Ontology annotation, biological process: cellular heat acclimation. The transcript has 4 exons. The record is from RefSeq and is a predicted model, not a curated record. Bases 60 to 284 code for a protein of 74 amino acids. Gene Ontology annotation, molecular function: transcription corepressor activity. NCBI's taxonomy places the organism in Eukaryota, Metazoa, Chordata, Aves, Passeriformes, Pipridae.